Molecule: messenger RNA, 315 nt
Organism: Porites evermanni
Lineage: Eukaryota; Metazoa; Cnidaria; Anthozoa; Scleractinia; Poritidae
Source: the annotation of a GenBank genome assembly
AUGAAAAGCAAACACAACAAAAGUCUUUGCUACGAAGAAGCCAUGAAAGAGGCCUUUAGUGAGAUCUUUAAAAAUCUCAGGGACAUUGAAAAGAACACUGAGAAGAAAAUGAGACAGAAAACGGAUUUCGAAAGAAGAAGAGGUAGCGCUCCUGCUUUAUCACUACUUAAGGAGGAAAAGACAUUUUUUAGGCAACCAGCAAUAAGGCGAGGCUCUGCACCUGUCCUGCUUAAAUCAAGUCCUACGAAAGACAUUAAGUCACCAUCUCCUAAAGUACGUUUGGUUGACGAUGUAGUGAAUAUUUUUGUGUUUUGA